This is a messenger RNA of Epinephelus moara (kelp grouper), 1516 nucleotides long. RefSeq names its product pyrin-like. The transcript has 9 exons. The record is from RefSeq and is a predicted model, not a curated record. The coding region runs from base 176 to 1516 and encodes 446 amino acids. Gene Ontology annotation, molecular function: protein binding; zinc ion binding. Lineage: Eukaryota; Metazoa; Chordata; Actinopteri; Perciformes; Serranidae.
GGAGAAGUUCCAAACCCGUCCAGAACUCAGGACCAACAUAGACCUAAAAGACAUCACUGAGAAAUUUAAAGGGUCUUUGAAGGGCAAGCCACCUUACAAGCCGGCCCCACCAAAGAGGAUUUUCUCAAAACAAAUUUCUUUUGAAGCUUUCUGUGAUGUCUGCACUGAUGCCGUAAUGGCGGCCAAGUCGUGCCUCGUCUGCCAGGUGUCUUACUGUGUAGUCCACCUGACGCCUCAUCUAAGGGAUCCAAUUUUGACGAAGCACAGACUGACAGAUCCGGCCACCUUUGCCACUAGUCACCUCUGCAGAAGUCACAACAAGCUCCUGGAUAUGUUUUGCAAAAGGGAACAGAAACCUGUCUGUAUGCAAUGCAGAGAGAGCAACCACAGACACCAUCAGAUCGUCCCGCUUGAGAAGGAGAGCAAGAGAAUCAAGACUCAGUUGAAGAUGGUCGAAGCUGAGUAUCAGCAGAUGGUCAAAGACAGACUCAAAAAGCUUGCAGAGAUCAAGACCUCGGGGGAGCUGAGCAAAACAAAUAAUGAACAAGAGAUACAAACAAGCAUUGAAGUCGCCACCACGGUGAUAAGCAUCAUUGAGAAAAACCAGGCUUCGCUCAUUGAGGAGAUCGAGCAGAAGCAGUCGGCGGCUGAGAGGGAGGAGGAAGAGCUUGUCAAUGAGCUCAGGCGGGAAAUCAAUGAAUUGCAGGGGAGACAAAGUGAGCUGCAACACCUGGAGCAAACCGAUGACCCUCUUCAUCUCCUGCAGAGUUUCCCCUCUCUGAUUACUCCACUGUUCACCAAGGACUGGUCCCAGGUCAGUGUCCAGUCGGACGGCUGCGUAGGGACAGUGAGGAGAGCAUUCUCCAAGCUGGUGGACGUGUGCCAGCAACUUGAAAAGAAACUGUCUGCAGACGAAAUUAGGAAGGCAACUCGGUAUGCAGUGGAUGUGACUCUGGAUCCAGUGACUGCCUCGGGUUGGCUGUGUCUGUCCCCAGAUGGGAAACAGGUGAGCCUCAGCCUCCAGCAGAAGAAACCUCCCCCCCCUGACGACCCCCUCAGGUUUGACUCCUGCGUCUCCGUCUUGGGGAAACAAAGCUUCACCUCUGGGAAAAGUUACUGGGUGGUUCAGGUUGGAGAUAAAACAGACUGGGAUCUCGGCGUGGCCAAGGAGUCUAUCAACAGGAAGGGGUCCAUCACAGUGCGUCCUGACAGCGGUUACUGGGCGAUCUGCCGGCGAAAAGGCGGCAGCCUCAGCGCCUGCGCCGGCCCCUCCGUCACACUCCACCUCCAGGAUCCUCCCCAGAAAGUCGGCGUCUUCCUGGACUACAACGAAGGAAUGGUGUCCUUCUACGACGCAGAAGCAAAUACUCACAUUUACACUUACAGCGGGUGCAACUUCACUGAGCCCCUAUACCCGUAUUUAAACCCCUGUCUCCAUGACAACGGGAAGAACACCGCUCCGCUGAUUGUCUGUCCUGUUGAGGUUGGGCUCGCUGAGGAGAUCGACAGAUUUUGA